CUUCAUCAAACUACUGCAGCGAGAAAAAUCCAAUUACUGAGUUGAUGGGAAACGCUUAAGAUGGUCCUAUUAAUUUACUUGACAUGUGCAUCACUUCUUCUUGAUGGAAAUCCUAAAUGGACUUUAUUUUUAUUUCUAACUAUUUAAUUCUCGGAGACUGAAAGCGAAAGGAGCAAAAAUGGAGAGUGAUACUAUCGGAAAAGCAACUCUGAAUUUAACUUUGAAUUUAACGAAGAAUUUUUCCGGAUCUCUCAAGUCUCCCCCGAAAGUACCCUUUACCUGGAAAUUAAUAUCGUCCAUCAUUUUGGUCACCGGAUGUGUGGGGAACGUCUUGACAAUUUUUUCGAUAUUCAGAGACAAAAAUUUAAAAACACCUACCUACAUUCUGAUCGCUUGUAUGGCCAUAGCUGACUUGAGCGCAAUCAUCGUUCGCUUCAUUAUUCUCCUUUGGAACGUUUUCCUACCGGAUGUUCUGCCAAUGCCAGAAGAGUUCGAGUUGAUUUCCGCUGGAGUUGGCAUGGUGGUUGUUCAGAGUUCUUGCUUACAUGUUGUCUUAUUUGCAUAUGUUCGGUAUACUCUUCUCGUACACCCUCUCUGGAGUCGGUUUGCCAUUACCUCCGAGCGAGUUGUGUACGCUUCCUUGGCAGUUUGGGGUUUAAGUUUCUUUCUUGGGACCCUCUAUGGCAUGUUCGGACUUGUCAUCACUAAGGAAUUCGAUAUACUCGUUCUAGAAAUCGUGUAUAUUUCCUAUUUAAUAACAGCAACGAUGAUACCCAUUGCUAUCUUACACGUUCUUAAGAUCCAUCGGUUGAAGAAAUCACGAACUCAUGAGUGCACAAUGAUUACCAAAAGGAUGACACUAAUUUCAGGAAUUGUCAUACUGGUCCAAAUCGCUGCAAUGGUUCCUGUCGCCGUUAAGGUGAUCGUAUUAUUGUUUCAGGGAAUGCCCAAUAACUCGGAUGUGACGGACUUGAUCGUUCAUCUUAUGCUUAGUGUAGGCAACAGUAUAAAUCCCGUCAUUUAUUUCAUGAUGUCAAAACCUCAACAAAGACACUGGAGUCGAUUUCAUUUGUGUUUUUCAUAAUUCUGUGUGUAAAAGUAGGUACAAACAAUGAUAAUUUAUGUUUUAUCGUUCUUUGUAAAAGUUAUAUUUUCACAUUUAGAAUAUUACAGAUAUGAAAUUGUACAUAUUUUACUAGUUUUAUGAAUUUCACGAAUGCAAAUCGCGGGGUGUACAGAAAAGCACAACUUCAUAAGCAAAGUGUUAGUAAAAGUAAUCAGUUUAUCCUACAUGGCGUAAAAAAGUCACUCAUCGAUAUAAGAUAUACAGUAUCUUACAAAACUAUUACAAAAAGUAAUCAGUUUAUCCUACCUGGCGUAAAAAAGUCACUCAUCGAUAUAAGAUAUACAGUAUCUUACAAAAUUAUUACAAAAAGUAAUAAUUCUGAGAGACAAAAUUACCUUCAUUAUUAGCGUGUUGGGAAUUAUGAAAAUAAUAUUGCUUCAUUAUCAGAUCACAGCGGACCACUUUUAUUCUAUCCUGAACACUGUAGAAUUGGUUUCGUAUUAGGACAACCAGUAAAAUAUCUAGACUUGUCACUUUUUUUCUCCAUAAAUUUGAAGCUACAUGUUUUGCCUGCAUCCUAGAAAGUGCAAUUACGAUCGAAUAAUGCAUUGUGCUGAUGUAGAAUUUAUCGUCUGUGCGGAGCAGGACGUGUUAAUUGUUAAAUUUGUACAUUACCACCCGCGGUAAAAUAAUAAGGAGAAUAUGGGAGGAGAAUCCAUAUUCUCCUCCAUUUAGCAGGUUGGAAUUCACAUAUCUGCCAAUACAAAUUAUAAAAUUAAUUUGAAACAAACAACAGCUUUGGGAAAACGGUCACCUACAUGAAUUUUAAAGCUCGCUAAAACAUUUUAUGUAUUUGACACAGAAUGAAGAACAAUACAAAAUAAAUUAUACUGAAAUUACAGAUGUUUAAAAAAUAUAUCUUAUACCCUUCUUCAAGCAAAUCCAGAUUGAUAUAAAACUGUCUGAAAAUUUUCCGGUCUGGGAAGUGAAAGAUUGAUUGAUUGAUAAAGACAAGGCCAGCUGCCAGAGAUGGCCCCAGACUAUAUGUGAUUUCUUUACAAGCAUAAUAAAAAUGUAUUGCACUU
Molecule: messenger RNA, 2151 nt
Organism: Ostrea edulis (European flat oyster)
Lineage: Eukaryota; Metazoa; Mollusca; Bivalvia; Ostreida; Ostreidae
Product: neuromedin-U receptor 2-like
Exons: 1
Coding region: 179-1084 (301 amino acids)
Biological process (GO): G protein-coupled receptor signaling pathway
Cellular component (GO): membrane
Molecular function (GO): G protein-coupled receptor activity
Source: RefSeq, a predicted model, not a curated record